Molecule: messenger RNA, 2018 nt
Organism: Ilyonectria robusta
Lineage: Eukaryota; Fungi; Ascomycota; Sordariomycetes; Hypocreales; Nectriaceae
Product: phosphoribosylaminoimidazole carboxylase
Exons: 3
Coding region: 84-1907 (607 amino acids)
Biological process (GO): 'de novo' IMP biosynthetic process
Molecular function (GO): phosphoribosylaminoimidazole carboxylase activity; ATP binding; metal ion binding
Source: RefSeq, a predicted model, not a curated record
CAUCAUGGUGCAGGCAAAUUGUAAGGCAUGACAGCUUCAUCUCAUUGACCCCGGCCAUUGAACCACACUCACAAAUCCUCAAAAUGAGCUCCACCCCGACCAUCGGCCUCCUCGGCGGAGGCCAGCUGGGCAUGAUGCUCUGUGAAAGUGCCGCUCCUCUCAACGUCCCCAUCGCCGUCUUGGAUGCCGAGAACGCCCCCGCCAAGCAGAUCAACAGCAACGAGUACCAUAUCACCGGGUCCUUCAAGGACCCCGUCAAGAUCAGAGAGCUGGCCGCGAAUUGCGACGUCCUCACAGUUGAGGUUGAGCACAUCGACACCCAGGUCCUCGAGGAGAUUGCCACCCACGGCGUGCAAGUGUCCGCCGCCGAUGGCUCCUCCACCACCAAGAAGGUCGCCGUCCACCCCUCCUGGAAGACCCUCCGCCUCAUCCAGAACAAGUAUGAGCAGAAGGAGUACUUCGCCCAGCAGGGCAUCCCCAUUGCUGAGCAGUUGCCGCUUGAGUCUGGCGAUGCCAUGCUUGCCUCGAUGAAGGAGGCGUCUGCCAAAUUCGGGUUCCCUUGGAUGCUCAAGUCGAGGAAGGACUCUUACGACGGACGAGGAAAUCUCAAGAUCUCAAGCGAGGCAGACCUGGAGCAGGCCGUCGCUGAAUUCGGCAACCUGUCUUGCUAUGCCGAGAAGUGGGUGCCCUUUGAGAUUGAGCUCUCAGUCAUGGUCAUCCGCACUGAGGACGACGACGGCAACACCAAGCGCCUGCUCCCUUACCCAGCUGUGGAGACAGUCCACGAGGAGAAUAUCUGCUCACGUGUCUUCAUGCCCCCGCGAAGUGUCUCUGCGGAGGUUUCCAAGAAGGCUCAGGAGGUUGCCUGCAGUGUCGUCGAGAAGCUCUGGGGCCGAGGUGUCUUUGCUGUCGAGAUGUUCUUGACCAAGGAUGGCAGCGUCAUUGUCAACGAGACCGCCCCUAGGCCGCACAACAGCGGGCACCACUUGAUUGAGGCCGUCCCGUAUAUGUCCCAGUACAAGGCGCAGCUUACUGCUAUUCUGGACGGGCCUCUUCCUGAGGAGCUGCAGCCCCACGUUUCUUCCAGCAUCAUGAUCAACAUCCUGGGCGGCGCCAAUGCGGAUUCCCACCUCCCACUUGUCGAAAAGGCCAAGUCAAUGUUCGCCAAGAACAUGGCUGUCUACCUUCACCUCUACGGAAAGGAGUCCAAGCCCAGCAGGAAGAUUGGCCACAUCACUCUGACCGGCCUCGGCUCCAUUACCGAGCUGGAGGAGUUUGCUCAGCCCCUCGUCAAGAUCGCCGAAGAGAUCCGACAAGAGCGUCUCCAAGCUUCAAGCAAAGCCCUGCGCCCUCAGCAAGCCCCUGCCACUCCCACCACGGGAAAGGCCAAGCCGUUGGUGCUCGUCACCAUGGGCUCCGACUCUGAUCUGCCAGUUGUAAAGGCUGGUAUCGACAUUCUGAACCAGUUUGGUGUCCCGUGGGAAGUGGACAUCACCUCAGCUCACCGAACCCCUGAGAAGAUGGGCCAAGUAGCAACCGAUGCCGAUGCUCGAGGCAUCAAGGCCAUCAUCGCGGCCGCUGGCGGUGCAGCCCAUCUGGCUGGAAUGAUGGCAGCUUACACCCCGUUGCCUGUUAUUGCAAUUCCUGUCAAAGCCACCCACCUCGACGGUAUGGAUAGCUUGUUGAGCAUGGUCCAGAUGCCGCGAGGCGUACCAACAGCCACCGUGGCGAUCAACAACUCCACCAAUGCAGCACUCCUCGCCAUUAGAAUCUUGGGAGCGUUCAUGCCCGAGUAUCUUGAGAAGAUGAAGGCGUAUCAGCUAGAGAUGAAGAAUCAGGUCCUUGAAAAGGCCCACCGGCUGAGGGGGAUGGAUGUCGAGGCCUACCUCGCCCAGAUGAAGAAAUAAGCCUGGAUAAUACACCAGAGAUGGAAAUGAAUAGAAACGGAAGCACGCAACAUUAGAAUAGAUGGUCAUUUUUGGGCCGUUUGAUGAAUAUAUCCCCCCAGUUACACGACG